Molecule: messenger RNA, 285 nt
Organism: Adineta ricciae
Lineage: Eukaryota; Metazoa; Rotifera; Eurotatoria; Adinetida; Adinetidae
Source: the annotation of a GenBank genome assembly
AUGGAAAAGAACCUAUAUCAUGAGUCAUCUUAUGCUCCAUCAGCAUCCGAUCAUUCACCACAACUAGCAACAGAUAGUAUUUAUACAGCUUUACGCGCGAUGGAGUUUACAAAUGCUGAACGAAACGCAGAUCAUUCUAAUCCUUCUACUGUUUGGUCAACGCCAGUGAAAGGACAAUCAUCUCCAUCGAUUCCAUAUGCAUCGCCAGUGAUGUUUGGUGGAUCUUCAUNCCAGCCAACCUCGAGCCUCAGCAUUCCUCCAAAAUCAUGUUUUACGAAGUUUUGA